AUGUCGGUCGAAAUUGUCUUAGAUUCGCCUCUGGCACACGCGCUCAACGCUUCUAUUCAACCAAAGCUUCUGGAAGUAGGGUGGAGUACUGGUGGCGCUGAUGACUCUGCGCUUUCCGAAUAUAUUAUUCUCAUGUUAGUAAAUGGGAAGACUCAAGAACAAAUCGCUGCAGAAUUAUCAGGCGAUCUUCUGAAUCUUGGAGAUGACGAUCCGGGAGCAAGAGAUUUUUCGCAGUGGCUGUUUGACCAGGUUGGAUCGUUAAAUUCACAAACCAGCGGUGGAGAAUUUUCAGAUACUGGCGCAGAGACUGGACAGGCCCAGUUUGGAGACUCAAAUGUAUCACAAGAUGCGGAUAUGAAUGAUACUUCAGAGGCGGGCGAUGUAAAUGUACCAACAGGUCCAAAGUCAAUGCGAAAUGGAAGUGGUGGUAUUAAUCGUCCACGGGAUAAGCGUAUGAUGAAUCAUUUGACGAAGGCAAUGGAUCGCACGCACGAUGCCGCUCUCCAUCGGGUUCGAACUCAAUCUGGAAAUGAACGAAUAAAUACACAUACGCGAGGACCCCCGACAGGACCAAGAGGGGGACCUGUAAACAUCCGAGGUGCUGCUCGCAUGCAGAACGGGCGUGGACAGGGAGGCAUGGGAGGUAUGCCGACGCAGCAUGGUGCAGCACAAAAUAUUAUGGGCAUGUCUCCACAACAACAACUCGAACUGUAUGCUAUGCUUGAGCAGCAAUCGAGAAUGAUGGCACAAAUGUUUACUCCACAACAACAACAACAGAUGAUGUCACGAGGGGGAAAUGGCAACAGCGCAGGAUUCCCGGGACAAGGCAGACCUUUACAUGAACGCAUGCAACAUCCUAGCCGACCCCAAAAUAAAGAGUUUCAGAAACGUCACGACCAACAGCCACAACCCCAGAACGACAGCUCGAUGGAUGUUGAAAUGUCUUCUAGUGACAAGGUCGAUAGUCUUUCACCAGACACUACAUGCAGGUUCAACUUGUCUUGCACAAAUAAGGAUUGCAAAUUCGCACAUCAAUCUCCAGCAGCUCCUCCAGGAACGGCCAUCGAUGUUGCAGAUAUUUGUUCUUUUGGUGCAGCUUGUAAAAAUCGAAAAUGCGUAGGACGACAUCCAUCCCCGGCUCAAAGAGUUGCACAUCAAACCACACAAGAUUGCAUGUACUUCCCAAAUUGUAAAAAUACCAACUGCCCCUUCCGACAUCCCACAAUGCCACUCUGCCGAAAUGGCGCCGAUUGCACAGCAACGAACUGCACAUUCACACACGUCAAGACCAUGUGCAAGUUCAAUCCUUGCUUAAAUCCGACAUGUGCAUUCAAGCAUGAAGAUGGUCAGAAGAGAGGGAAGUUCGACGAUAAGGUAUGGGUAGCAGAUGGCACGAAGGAGCAUGUCAGCGAGAGAAAGUUUGUGGACGAGGACGGGAAUGAGGAAUUGAUUGUACCUGGAGCUACAGGAGCUGCAGACACAGGAGCAGGAACAAAUGGUGAUCCAGAAACUGCUGAAUAA
This is a messenger RNA of Sclerotinia borealis F-4128, 1521 nucleotides long. The record is from the annotation of a GenBank genome assembly. Lineage: Eukaryota; Fungi; Ascomycota; Leotiomycetes; Helotiales; Sclerotiniaceae.